This is a messenger RNA of Odobenus rosmarus divergens (Pacific walrus), 920 nucleotides long. It is a transcript of the gene CUNH1orf74, whose product is annotated as chromosome unknown open reading frame, human C1orf74. The transcript has a single exon. The record is from RefSeq and is a predicted model, not a curated record. The coding region runs from base 98 to 889 and encodes 263 amino acids. NCBI's taxonomy places the organism in Eukaryota, Metazoa, Chordata, Mammalia, Carnivora, Odobenidae.
AGGCCCUUCCUCAAGUGUCUGGAGCUCAGAGAUGCGGCCCAGGGGAGGGAACUGUAGCUAGGUCAGGAGGCCAUGCUUGCUGUUGCUUCCAGAUCCCAUGUCAGCACCGAGUCCUCAGAUGUUGGUGGCAGCGGCUCAGCAGACCCUGGGCAUGGGAAAGAGACGGUGCCCACCCCGAGCCGUCUGCCUUCACCUUGCUGGAGAGGUGCUGGCUGUGGCCCGGGGACUGAAGCCAGCUCUGCUCUAUGAUUGCAGUUGUGCAGGGGCAUCAGAGCUCCAGAGCUAUCUGGAGGAACUGCAGAGCAUGGGCUUCCUGACCCAGGGACUUCACAUCCUUGAGAUUGGAGAAAACAGCUUGAUUGUCAGUCCUGAACACGUAUGUCCGCACUUGGAGCAGGUGCUGCUUGGUACCAUAGCCUUUGUGGAUGUUUCUGGCUCCCAACCUCACCCUUCUAUUUGCUCCCUGGACGAGCUUCAGGAUUUGAAGGCCCUAGUGGCUGAGAUCAUCACGCAUUUGCAAGGGCUGCAGAGGGACCUAUCCCUGGCAGUCUCCUGCAGCAGACUUCGUUCCUCAGACUGGAAUCUCUGUACUGUGUUUGGGAUCCUCCUGGGCUAUCCUGUUCCGUAUACCUUUCAUCUGAACCAGGGACUUGACAACUGCUUAGCCCUGACCCCACUCCGGGUGUUCACUGCCCGGAUCUCAUGGCUGUGUGGUCAUCCCCCAGUCUUACUCUAUUCCUUUAGUGUGCCAGAGAGCUUGUUCCCAGCCCUGAGGGAGAUUCUAAGUACUUGGGAGAAGGACCUUAGAACUCGAUGUAGGACUCAGAAUGACUUUGCUGACCUGAGCAUCUCCUCUCAGAUAGUUACGCUGCCAGCAGUGGCUCUCUGACUUUCACUCUUCUCUCAUGUAGAAGGUACUC